This is a messenger RNA of Oncorhynchus kisutch (coho salmon), 2565 nucleotides long. Its product is annotated as transmembrane protein 150A-like. Gene Ontology annotation, cellular component: plasma membrane. Bases 272 to 1012 code for a protein of 246 amino acids. The transcript has 8 exons. The record is from RefSeq and is a predicted model, not a curated record. Gene Ontology annotation, biological process: protein localization to plasma membrane. NCBI's taxonomy places the organism in Eukaryota, Metazoa, Chordata, Actinopteri, Salmoniformes, Salmonidae.
AGAGCUUGGAGAGGGGAAAUCCAGGGUCCCCACCCCCAACACAGGCUUACCAGGGAUGAACUUCAAGCUCCGUGGGUUUGGUGUGUCCUGUGUCUGAAUGGACAAGUGUCGCACUGAAACAUAAUGGACAAGGUGGUGCCAUUUGUGUGGAUGACUGACUCUGCUGAAGGAGGAAUCUCACAGUGCCAGACUGAGACCGACGGUGUCUGGACCCGGAGCGUCCCCACUGUACUUCUACUGCUGCUGGUCUCUCUCACCGAACUACCAAGACAUGGUCCUCUGGAGUCUACUCCCCAUCUCCCUCUCCUUAGUGUCUCUCAUUGGAACCUGGGUGACGUAUGGCCUGGCGUACAGCUAUGACCAUGUGUGUUCCCUCAACAACUGGGCCCCUGGGAACCACUGCAGAGACAAUACAUCAAUAGCUUGUUGUCAAGUCCCAACCAUAAGCUCGAGUGGAACAAGCUUACCAGAAAGCUCAUUGUUCACAGCCACCUUUAAUGCUGGCUCAUUUCUGUUCAUGGUGUUCUGUAUCUUCCACCAUGCUCACAUCUUGGAGAGGAACAGUGUCCACUCCAUGCUCAGUAGAAUCGCCCUGGUGUUUGGUGGAGUGGCGGCUGUCGGGGCCUUUGUGGCUGGGAACUGCAACCCCGAGUACCUGAAGCUGGCCCAUUACCUGGGUGCUGCAGUGAGCUUCCUGUGUAUCUGUUUCUAUAGUCUGCUCCUCACAGUGCUCACAAGGAAGUGUGUUCUGACCCAGAUGGAGUGGUUCCUCUACCCUGCACGGGUCACCUCUACUGUGGUCCAGAUCAUUGUCACCAUUGGCUACACCAUCUUGUUUGUACAGGAGGAAUACCUGUACAAGCACUCAGCUGCCGUGUUUGAGUGGAUAAUGAGUGUCAACCUGGAGCUGUUUGAGCUCAGCUUUGCUGUGGAGUUCUGUUUUUUCUCCUCCUCCAUGUUGUCCACGCUGCUGGUGAAAAGAGAUGAGGAGAAGCCUAUCCUUCUAGCCUGAGGAGAGAAGAUGCUGGGCUGGCUACUGUAAGAGACACUGGGGUCUAGUUCAUUAGGCAUGAAAUGGAAGAAACCGGUCCGAAACAGAGAGAGAUUAGCUGGACUUGAUUGUCAUUUUAAAACAUUUUGUUACGGUGUGCCUUAAUGACACGACCCAGUAGUUUGCAAACUUUUCUUUGUUGUGACAGAUCUAAAGCUUGUGGAAUUGGACCAACCAUGUAAAGGGAACAAUUGUUUGUAACCAGGACCCAGUCUGGCUGCGAUCAAAAACGACUCUGAAUUGGCCACGACCCACCGUUUGGGAAACACUGACAUAGGGGCAUCAUGAGGAUAAUAUAUCUGACCUUUGACUUUGCUCCCGGACCAACUCUCAUUUUUGAGGAUUAUUUAUUUAUUCUAUUUUUUUUUAAUCAGGGCUGACAUUGUUCUUAUGCAGCCCCUAAAGAAAAACAGAAAGAGGAGUUCUUACUGUCACACCAAAUCAAUGUACCUCGUAUUGGGGAGUAUUUCUGGAUGCUUUCAAAAGGGAAAACUUGAUCCUACAAUCUUCAUAGCCACUGAUGAACCAAUACCAGAAUACCUCAGCAUUUGAGUAGUAGUCACUGUAAGCACUAAAGUCACUAUUUCUGUUCCUAGGUCCUGAAUUGAUCAAAGUGACAUGUAUCAUUUGAUGGGCCAUGGAGAAUGUUCAAUGAUGUUUGUUAGCUAUUUUUUCAAUAUGUUGUCUAUAUGUGUAAAACAUGACAUCUUGGUGGCAUUACUGUGCUAUUGAAGUAUACCAGUUAACAACAACAUAAUUACUUGUUGUAUAAAAAUGUAAUUGUCUGCCAAGUAAAGUAUUGAAGGGUAAUGUUGCGAUGGAAUCUAAGCCCAAUCUCUUCUGACAGCCUUAACGUUAAACAGAUGAUCAAGUAGCUGAUUUGUUUCUGGGUGGUGAGAAGAGAAGCCAGUGGUGAUUGUAAACCUGCGAUACAACAGGUGGUGUAGUGUGAAGGAGGCAGGUGUGGCGGUUGAUUAAUGAACAGCCAUCUUUGUAUUUGUGAUAGAUCAUUCUGAAAAGCUUUCUGGUGGCAGAACAGUUGGUUGUACUACUGCAUUCCUGUCAGAUGAGAGAAGAACCAGAACAUAAGCAAUCAUUUAUCCAGAAACAAUGUAACUGAACAUUUUAUGAACAGAACAAAUUUCUUAGCAAGGUGUCAUACUUUGUUCCCUUCUUCUUACUAUUCAGUCUCCUUUUCUACAGUGUUCCUAAUCAGGGCUUUUGUGCAAUGAUGAUUGACUUUUACAACAACAACAUAUCAUGGACUACAUGGUUACAUUCUAACAACGUGGUACAGCUUUAUUCUUUUAAGAUAAAGAAAAAGUGACAAACUGACUAUCACCAAGAUUAAAAAUAGACAAAAGCAAUCCCCACUGGGCACACACUGGUUGAACCAAUGUGGAAUUGAUGUCUGUGCUCAGUGGGUUAAUUCAGUAUGAAAAUAAGGCUAGAAAUAUCCCAAGAAAUGUAAUUUGCCAAGCAUAAUUAAAUAAUAAAACGUGUGUAAGAUCAAA